Messenger RNA from Alternaria conjuncta, 858 nucleotides. RefSeq lists its product as uncharacterized. The record is from RefSeq and is a predicted model, not a curated record. The transcript is spliced from 2 exons. NCBI's taxonomy places the organism in Eukaryota, Fungi, Ascomycota, Dothideomycetes, Pleosporales, Pleosporaceae. The coding region runs from base 1 to 858 and encodes 285 amino acids.
AUGCGAUACUCCACCCUGCUCCCGACUUUGUUAGCCAUCGGCUCAACUCUCGCAAGACCGGCCCAGCCCGAAAUUGCUAACACCACAACUCUACCAACUCACUUCGGUCUACUCACAUUCCCACACUUCCAAGCUCUCGACAUCUUCGGACCCAUGGACCUCCUGAACUCGCUCUUCAUGUACUACCGAAACACAUCCAUCGUGCCGCAGUUUACAGUCUUCAGCAAGACCAUGGAUCCGGUGACGUCGGCUAUGACCGAUGGAGGUUUUGGUCAAGAGAUCAUGCCGGCCAUGACAUUUUCGGAGUAUCUGGUGAGUUGCGACCGUUACAUGGAUAUGAAUAAGACUGAUUGGACGAAGAACAAGCAGAAGGACCACGGUGAUGACGACAUAUUUUCUGCAAGUGACAAGGGCGCAAUCGACGUCCUCAUCGUCCCUGGCGGUGGAGGGACUCGUAGAGAUAUGACGGAAGAGAUCAACUUCGUCAAGGCUACCUACCCAAAUCUGACAACCUCACCGCUCAAAUAUAUCAUAUCCGUCUGUACCGGCGCCACACUCCUGUCCCGUGCAGGUAUCCUCGACGGUCGCAGGGCAACCACGAACAAGGCUGCCUGGACAUGGGCUACAUCGACUGGUCCCAAUGUAGACUGGGUGCCAACUGCGCGUUGGGUAGAAGACGGCAAUAUUAUCUCCACAAGUGGAGUUUCGGCAGGCAUCGAUGGGACAUACGCGUUCGUCAGUCGCGUGUAUGGGGAAGAGGUUGCACAUUUCUUGAGUUUGGCCUUGGAAUACAACCGUGAGACGGAUGCACAUCAUGACCCUUUCGGUAAGGUCUGGGACGUCCCUGGAGCUACUUGA